Messenger RNA from Blepharisma stoltei, 2920 nucleotides. NCBI's taxonomy places the organism in Eukaryota, Ciliophora, Heterotrichea, Heterotrichida, Blepharismidae. The record is from the annotation of a GenBank genome assembly.
AUGGAAGAAAUCAAUAUACCCUCCCAUGUAGAUUUUUUUAAAGCGCUGCUUCGUGGACUACCAGAAGGAGCUCAUUCGUCAUAUAUGACUUCUUUAUUUUUUAUUGUGUCAGGAUUAGAUGUUCUCAAUGAACUUGAUUGCUUAAAUAAACAAGAAAUUAUUGACUGGAUUUAUAAACAGCAAAUUAUUCCAAAAAUAGAGCCAAAUUAUGCAUCAGCUGGAUUCAGGGCAAACCCAGCAACUUCUUCUAUAGAAGGAAGCUAUUGGGAUUAUGGGAACUUAGCCAGCACUUAUAGCGCUUUAGGAAUGCUGUUAAUCCUUGGAGAUGAUUUUUCAAGAAUUGAUAAAGUAAAUUUAAUAGGUGGAAUUAAAUUGUUAUAGUUUACAAAAAUAUAUCUCGAUUUUUAGCAAAAAAUCCAAUAUAUAUUUUGAGUAUGAAAAAGGAUCUAUUUUGUUUAUUCUAACGCUUAAUUUAUCUAUUAUUCUAUACAGCAAGAAGCAGGAAAUUUCACAUCACAUAAAGACGGCUUAGAAGCAGACAUGAGGUUUAUUUUUUGUGUGUGUGCAAUUUGCUAUAUCUUAGACUACUGGGGCGAAAUAAACCAAGAAAAAAUCGUUGAUUUUAUCUUACUAUUCCCUUCCUUAAAUUGGAAAUCUUCUUUCAGUAGGAAAAUUUUAUAGGUGAAAAUAUUUAUUUUUAUAAAAUUAGUUUUGAACUAAUUAAUUGGAAAAAGCGGAGCGAGAAUAUUACUAUUAUUAUUUAACAGUUAUCGCACUGAAUCUUUUUUUUUUAAUUAAUUUUUUAUAAAUAAAUUAAAAUUCAAAAAUGCGAUUUUAUUUAAAAAAUUAAAAAUGGUAACAGGAUUUUUCGCACCAAUUCAAAGGGGGCAAGUUAAAAUCUCAAAGCUACGACAAAAGUAUUGGCCUAUACCCAGGCAUAGAAGGCCAUGGAGGACUGACUUACUGUGCAUUAAGUUCUCUAUUUUUACUAAAUAAAAUUGACGCUUUGCCAGAAAAAGAAUUUUUAAUUGAGUGACUUUUAAUGAGACAAGGAAUCGGAUUUCAUGGAAGAAUUGGCAAAGCCCCUGACAGCUGCUACGGAUAUUGAAUAGGCCUUUCUCUGCAGAUUUUAGGUGGAAUUUCUUUUAUUGAUAUAAAUGAUAAUAUUCAGUUUUACCAAGAAACCCAAUUUUUCAAAGGUGGAUUUUCUAAAUACCCUUGCAUAGAGCCAGACCUUGUCCACAGUUACCUUGGGCUUUGCAGUAUUGCAAUAAUGGGACAUCCACAGCUAUCUCCAAUAUACGGCCCUCAAUUUAAGUUAAAAAAAUUAAGCUGGCCAUAAGAGAGAUAGACCCAUUAGCCUUUGCCUCAUCUUGGCUGCAAAAAAGUCUCCAAAGAUCUCAGAAAUCAAAUGGAAAAAAUGGAGGGCUGUUAUUAUGCAUUUCUGAUCUGAGCCACCUGUCCCAAAGAUUAGCUCUUUGAGCAGAGCCACCGUCUAUGAGGUGCCCUGACAGUCUUGAUAGGGAGAGAUUAUUUUAUAGGCAAAACCUGUCUAGACAAAGCUGGAACUGAAAAAACUUCUGUGGAGAAUAGAGAACUUCCCUCUCCAGCGGACAUCCCCAAGCUCGAAGGCCUACUUCAAAGUGGCAUACACUAUUUUCAGCUUCAUCGGGAUAACUCCUACCCCCUCGAUAGGGUUCACCUCAUCAUCAUCAUCAUCAUCAUCAUCAUCUCACAUCAUCAAUUAUUCAGGAUGCUUAAACAUCCGCAGACCCUUAUGGGUCUUUUAAACUUAAACUCCCUUCAGCUUUUGCUAGAAAGAUCAUAAUAGAUUGGCCUUUUCUGAUAGCUAAUGGUUUCUCUCCAUAGAAAGCAUGAAAUCUUUCUGACUUAUUGCUUGAACUUUUGACUGAACUUUUGACUGAGCUUUUGCCUAAACUUUUGCCUGCACUUUUUCCUGAACUUUUGCCUGAACUUUGGCCUAAAUAUUUGCCCAGACCUUGUCUGAAUUUUUCUUCAAACUCCUGCUACAUCUUUAGUCUCAACUUUAGAUCCAACGUUUAGCUCAACUUUCGCCUCAACUUUUGCUUCUAUUUUUGCUCCAGUUUUUGCCUUAGCUUCCUCCUCGUCUUUUGCCGUGGUUUUUUGUCUCAAUUUUUGCCUCGAUUUUUGCCCUGACUUUUGCCUCAACUUUUGCCUCAACUUUUGCCUCAACUUUUGCCUCAACUUUUGCCUCACUUUUUGCCUCAGCUUGCGCCUCAGUGGUUGCCCUCAACGUUUGCUUCAACUUUUGUCUCAAAUUUCGCUGCCUCAGCACUCGUUCCACUCUUGUCAUGACUUUUUCUUUGGCUUCUUUAGCUUCACUAACACUUUUGGCUUCUCUCCUAGUCUUUAGCUCUGUUUUGGUUGCUUUUGGCAGAACUUCCGCUAGACCAGAAAUUAGUGGCACCGGAAGCUCCUUGCAUUUGUUCACCACCUGGAUCAAUUCUCCUUCAUCAAGCACAAAUCCGUCCAUUUCUGAGCCCAAUCUUAGCACCAUUUCCAUAAGUUCUUGCUUAUCACCUUCACUCUGAUCUCCAAGAUCAUCUUCUUCGUCUGAUAAAUAAUCAUAAAGAAUUUCUUCAACUUCGUCUCAGAAGUCUUCAUCCCAAGAUAAAUAAUCCGAAUCACGGUCAAAUUCAGCAUCAGAAUUCUCAAAACUGCACAAUCCUGGUCUCUCAGUCCAGGCAGCUCUGUUUUUGUCGAACCCUUUUAAUUCCAUCAAUCUGUAAAAAUAAAAAGUCAUAGGGUGCACCUCAGAGUCCUUCUUCCGUCAACGGCACUAUUUUAUUCCUCUUACGACCCUCUAGGAAUCACUGUGAGAUCAGCCUUAAGGGUUAUUAAGAACCCGCUUUCUCAAUAUACAACAAUUAAUUCAUAA